Ochotona curzoniae (black-lipped pika) is the source of this 5962-nucleotide messenger RNA. It is a transcript of the gene AK9, whose product is annotated as adenylate kinase 9. Gene Ontology annotation, molecular function: ATP binding; ATP hydrolysis activity; AMP kinase activity. Gene Ontology annotation, cellular component: cytoplasm; mitochondrion. The record is from RefSeq and is a predicted model, not a curated record. Lineage: Eukaryota; Metazoa; Chordata; Mammalia; Lagomorpha; Ochotonidae. The transcript is spliced from 41 exons. Bases 1 to 5787 code for a protein of 1928 amino acids. Gene Ontology annotation, biological process: nucleobase-containing compound metabolic process.
AUGACUUCGCAAGAGAAGACAGAAGAGUGUCCUUUCGCUGAUAUAUUUAAUGAAGAUGAGACUGAAAGGAAGUUUUUAUUGUCCAAACCUGUUUGCUUUAUCAUUUUUGGAAAACCAGGAGUUGGGAAGACAACAUUAGCCCAGCAGAUAGCACAAACAUGGAAAUGUGUUCGUAUUGAAGCCUUAUCAAUUUUGGAAGAACACAUUGCUGCUGAAAAUGAGACAGGAAAUAUGCUACAGUCGAUGCUGCUCAACGGUCAAAGCAUUCCAGAUGAACUUGUCCUCAAGCUAAUCCUGGAAAAGAUCAACUCCGCAGAAGUCUCUCACUUUGGUUAUAUUAUCACUGAAAUCCCAACACUUUCACAGGAUGCCAUGACUACUUUGCAGCAAAUAGAAUUAAUUAAAAAUUUAAGGUUCAAGCCUGAUGUCAUAAUCAAUAUUAAGUGCCCUGACUAUGAUCUAUGCCAAAGAAUAUCUGGGCAGAGACAGCACAGUGGUACAGGGUAUGUGUACACUAGAGACCACUGGGAUCCUGCAGUUAUUGAGAGUCGCAGGAAAAAGAAGAAGGAAUUACACAAAGAAGGAAAAACAGAAGAUGAGGGCGAAGAGGAAGAGGAGCAAGAAGAAGAAGAGGCCUUUAUUGCUGAAAUGCAGAUGGUGGCUGAAAUUCUUCAACACCUAGUGCAGAGGCCAGAGGAUUAUUUGGAAAAUAUUGAGAACACUGUUCAACUCUAUAAGGAAAUGAUUCUUCAGCCUUUGGAAGAAGUCAUGGCUGAGCACAACCCGCAGUAUCUCAUUGAGCUUGAAGGAAACAAGCCCCCUGAGGAGCUCUUCAUGACCGUCUUGGAACGGCUUAAACAUCUCAACCUAACAAGAGCAGCCAUCAUCACCAAGCUGCAGAGUGCAGAGGAAGAAGCUGACACAAUAGAAAAUGAGGAGCUGCUCCGCAUCCUUGCCUCCUAUAAAAUGCUGGCACCGAGAUACAGAUGGCAGAGGAGCAGGUGGGGCCGGGCAUGUCCCGUCGCUUUAAAGGAAGGAAACAUAUACCCAGGAUUACCAGAUUUUUCUGUAAGUUUUCUAGGUAAAAUAUACUGCCUUUCAUCAGAAGAAGCAUUGAAAGCAUUUUCAUUAAAUCCACGGCCCUAUCUUCUUCCACCCAUGCCUACACCACCGUGCAAGGUGCUUUUGUAUGGACCACAGUAUUCUGGGAAGACCACACUUGGCAACUUGAUUGCAGAACAUUAUAAAGGAAGGGUAAUUGACUAUGACAAACUUGUCCUACCACGUUUCGAAAAAGCCCGAGAAUUAUUAAUAGAAAAUGCUGUGACUGAAGCCACAGAAGCAGCCAUUAGAGGUGUAAGGGAAAGAUUUCAAGCUGAGCUACAAGCCAAAAUCCAAGCUGAGACAACUUUAAGAGAAUUUCAAAGACACUUUGGAAGAAAAGAGUUUGGAGAGUUUGAAGAGUUGCCUUCCUCCUUUGGUGAAGAAGUGCAUUCUUCUUUUACAGCAGCUACCACCCACGACAUUACUGAGGACACUGAAGAAGCCAAAACAAAGUCGGAAAAUAUCCUCCAUGACCAAGGUGCUAAUAUUGAUUGCUUACAAGAUGAACUGACACUGUCACAUAUCAGCAUUAACACUGAUUUAUUUGCAGAUGAAAAGGAAAUUGGUGAAGCAUCCACAUUUAAAAGGAGUUCUCAAGACCCUGAUGGAGAUGAAAAAAAAGGCAAAGCCUCAAUAGAAGAGUCGAUAGAGGAGAUCACUGCGGAUCACCCAGCAGUUGUUGCCAUACUGGAGGACACUCUGAAAGCGGCCAAGGAUAUGAACUUUGACCAGCCAUUCGAAAAGCAUGCUGAAAUCUUAGAGGAAGUCCUCAGAGAAGUAAUGGAGGAAAAUCAGAACAGAUUUGUUGGUGCCCCGAAGCAGGGAGGAUGGAUUCUGGACAAUUGCCCUAUGGCCAAAGAUCUCUGGAUGGUCUUACUAGACAAAGGACUGAUACCUGAUUUGGUCAUCUAUCUAUCAGAUUUCGAAAGCAAUGGAAAGGUUAUACUUAAUAGAAUAUAUUUGAAGAAUAAGCCUGAAAUUGAUGCUAAGAUUUUAGAAAGAUUAGUAGAAGACUUACAAAAGAAAAAAAGAGAAGAAGAAGAGGCAAGAAAAGCCAAGGAAGAAGCACAGAGAAUAGAGGAAGAAAAUAGAAGACUGAUUAAUGCCAUGAACCAAAAAGCAAAAGAAAUUGAGGAGGCUGAGAAUGAGGAGGAAGACGAGGCUGAGAGUGAAGAGUUGGAAGCCCCGGAAGAGUCAGAGGGCCCUGAGGGCUCCAAGGAGAUCCGAGAGUCCUUACCAGAAGGACCUGAGAGACCUGAUGCCCCAGAAGUGGAACCUGAAUCAGUCUCUGAGCCUGUUGAAGAUGCUGCAGAUGGAAAACAAAUUCCCAAAAGAUCCAAAGAAGGUGUGGAAGCUGAAGACCUGGCUGAAACAGUGGUACUACCAGACUUCCCAGAAGGCUCUUACCCUGAUGUUCCUGAAAUGGAGCUGUUUAAAGACAAACUGAAUUCCUAUACCUUCUUGUGGAAACAGCUGGAAGCAUUACUCCAUGAAUCUUUUAUUCAAAUUUUGUACGUAGACAUCACCGACAAGACUCCAAAGGAACUGCUUCAAAAAGUAGUUGAGACCAUGGAAAAACCUUUCCAAUACACUGGCUGGGAAUUAACUGUGGAUGACUACGACGAAGAAGCGGAUGACUAUCAGGCAGAAGCCGAAGCUGAGGAGGAGCUGGAGGAAGAGGAGGAAGAAGAGGAGGAGAAUGAAGACAGAAUCAAAGAGAAAAGGAGGCAUUUGGGAGAUACAAAGCACUUCUGUCCUGUGGUCCUCAAAGAAAACUUCAUCCUGCAGCCAGGCAACACAGAAGAAGCAGUGAGGUAUCGAGAGAAGAUCUACUACUUCUCAAGUGUGGAGGCGAAAGACAAGUUCCUGGAACAUCCCAACGACUACGUGGCUCAUGAAGAACCGCUAAAGGCCCCUCCAUUGAGAAUCUGCCUCCUGGGCCCCCGGGGCGCUGGCAAAACCGUGUGUGGAAGACAGGCAGCUGAGAAAUUCGGCCUUUUCCACAUUCAGUUUGAUGAGGUUCUGCAAGAGAAACUGCUGCUCAAAACUGAAAAACGAGUGGGGCCCGAACUUGAGGAAGACUCUGAGGAGGAACAAGCAGCCAAGCAAGAGCUUGAAGAGCUUGCAAUGCAGGCCAACGUGACAGUCGAGGAAGAAAAGGCAAAGAAGCAGCCAGUAGACAUACAGCUUACAGAAGAAGAAGAAGCCAUCAAGACAAGUCUGAUGGAGAGCGAGCCAUUGCCUCCUGAGAUUCUUGAAGCACUUCUUUCUGAGUGGUGGUUUAAGGAACCCAUCCGUUCCACAGGUUUCAUACUGGACGGUUUCCCACGCUAUCCAGAAGAGGCCCUGUUCUUGGGGGAACAUGGAUUUUUCCCAGACGCUGCAAUUUUCAUCCAGGUCGAUGAGCAAGAUGUCUCCGAUCGCCUUCUCCCUUCCCAGAUCAAGAAGUGGAAGCUGAAACAGCAGAAGAAAUUUGAAAGGAAGAAACUCAUCAAAGACAUGAAGGCAAAAAUCAGGACAGAUAUGAUCGCUAAAAGACGGGCUGAACUUGUGUCAGACAGAGACAAAAGGCGGAGAGGCGAGAUGGCUCUGAGAGAAGAGGAGGAGGUUAGUGAGGAAGACCUGGAGGAAGAGGAAGACGACAUUGACAACAUCCUGGAAGAGGAGUUUCCAAGGGACGAGGAAGAGAUGAGUGAGGAAGAUGAGGAGCAAGAAUCCGAAGCCAUGGAGCGUCUCAAGAGUGAACUGGGAGAAAAAUUUGAAACGGAUAUAAAUAAUUUACAAAUAAUACAGGAGGAAUUUGAGAAGUUUUUGAUCCCCGUCAUUCUCAUCAAUGGAUCUCGGAAGAUGCACAUUGUCCAGUAUAUACUGAACACGAAGCUAAAGCCGCUGGUGGAAAACCGCGAGAGCAUCUUUGAGAAAUGCUACCCCAUCCCGCUGCAGCUUGCACAGAAGAUGCUCACACACACCUACAAGUACAUGAGCUCCUUUGGUUACUGGGACCCAGUAAAGCUAAACGAAGGAGACACUAUCAAGGCAGUGGACAACGCAGACACUCCGAUUUACCCUGUCAUCCAUCGGCAGUACAUCUAUUUUUUAUCUAGUAAGGAAACUAAAGAGAAAUUCAUGAAAAACCCAAUCAAAUACAUCCGCCAACCCAAACCCAAGCCCACGGUGCCAAUUCGGAUUUUCAUCGUGGGGCCUCCAAAAUCCGGGAAAACCACAGUGGCCAACAAACUAGCAAGCAAAUAUGGCUUGAAACGUUUGUCCGUAGGAGACGCGCUGAGGACUGUGCUAAACCACUACCAAGAAACAGAACUAGCACUUAUGUUGAACUGGCGUCUUCACAAAGGGAUGACGGCGCCGGAUGAACUGACCAUCCAAGCCCUGGAACUGGCUCUGAUGGAAAGCGCCUGCAACACUGCGGGUGUUGUCAUCGAUGGAUACCCUGUGACUACGUAUCAAAUGACUCUCUUGGAAGCCAGGUCAAUCAUUCCCAUGAUCGUCUUCGAGUUGGAUGUGCCUUCCAAGGAGAUUUUCAAAAGGUUGAUCCUGGCUAAGAAAAAUGAGCAGAGCUUCCCAUUGCCCUUGCACAAUAGCGCACAAAUUAUAGCUGUCAAAAAUGCAAAGUACCGCAAAAAUAUCGCUGGGAUUAGGCAGUAUUACCAAGAGCAGCAUCAGAACUGGUACGUGAUUGACGGCUUUCACAGCAAAUGGUGGGUGUGGAAUGAAGUCAUGAAGAAUGUCCAGAUGGUGAAUAAUUACAUGCAAACAUACCUGGAAAGAAUCAAAGAAGGAAAAGCUGCCUGUGUUGAGAAGUUAUGUAUCACACCUGAAGACCUGCUCUCCCGCCUCGGGGAGUUUGGGCAGUUCUGCCCUGUCAGCCUGGCUGAAGCCAAUGAACUGUAUGACUGCUCACUGAACGACUCCCUGGAACUUGUGGCAGAAUUCCGGGGCCACUAUUAUAAAAUGCAUUCUCAAGAAAAGCUACAGAAAUUCUUGGCGAACCCCGAAUUGUACGUGCCUCCCUUAGCGCCGCAUCCCCUCCCAUCGGCGGACAUGAUCCCCAAAAGGCUGACCCUGCACGAGCUGAAGCGCAGGUUCCCCAAGUGUGCUGAGCUCCAGGGCUACUGUCCAGUGACCUAUCAGGAUGGAAAACAGAGAUAUGAAGCGCUCGUUCCUGGUAACAUCAACCAUGCAGUGGAAUACCGUGAUCGCAUCUAUAUUUUUGAGACUAAAGAAAAGCUUGAGAAAUUUCUGAGGUCACCACAGAGAUACUGGGACCAGAAGCUUCCACACAAGCUGCCCCCGCUGAAGCAACCCAUCUCGCUCACCAGCCUCCCUCUGCCAGGAUACCUGGAGCAGGGCAUCGCUACGUCUCUAAUUAAAGCAAUGAAUGCAGCAGGGUGCUUAAAGCCCAAGUUCCCCUUCUUGAGUGUAAGGAGAUCCGCACUGCUCUACAUAGCAUUUCAUCUGAAAGCCUUUAACCCCAAAGGGUCUGAAUACACAAGAAAGAAGUACAAGAAGAAGAUGGAGCAGUUUAUAGAAAGAUGUGAACUCAUCACAUACUUGGGUGCCAAGAUGACCAAAAAAUACAAGGAACCGCAGUUCAGAGCCGUCGACUUUGAUUACAAAUUACAGACUUUCCUCUCACUCAGAAAUAUAGACCCUGUGAACCAAUAGUUGAUUACAAGAGUGAUCGCAAAAAUGCUGGAAGGCGGGGGGUGGGCAGGUAGGGUGCACAUCUGGGCUGCUCUAAAAGUGCUUUUCGCUCUGGAGGAGCGAUGCCCCCUACUGGCCACAAGUCACAGGUCUCCUAGCCUGCAAGGAGUACUUUUGGUUUGGUUUGGUUUGGUUU